Molecule: messenger RNA, 417 nt
Organism: Mycena indigotica
Lineage: Eukaryota; Fungi; Basidiomycota; Agaricomycetes; Agaricales; Mycenaceae
Exons: 1
Coding region: 40-417 (125 amino acids)
Source: RefSeq, a predicted model, not a curated record
GGACAGCACAAGCGUCUAUCUUGUAUAAUACUCCAAAAGAUGCCCGAUACUCCCAUUGUCCCCAAGCGGAGCUACUCUCCCAUUCCCGACCCUGACUCCUCGCUCUCGCAGAUUUUUGCAACGAUCGUGCGUCUGGAGAACGUGAGCUCUAAUCAGAAGAAGAGCAGCUCUGGCCAAGGCUCUGGCUCGAAGCCGCCAAAGCACAGUACCCAGGCAGCUUACCAAGCGGUCCCUAAGCCCCAGCCCCCGGCCCCCCGCCCACCCAUAACCCCCGGUCCCUCGGUCCAGCACCACCCACAGCACGGCUCUUCCUCCCGUGGCGGGUCCCCAGUCACCCACAUUCCAUCGUGGGUUGAUUUCGGCCGCGCCCCAACCAAUUCUCCACAGGGCUACGACACCAAGUCGCAGAAGAAGUGA